This is a messenger RNA of Lonchura striata (white-rumped munia), 3322 nucleotides long. The record is from RefSeq and is a predicted model, not a curated record. NCBI's taxonomy places the organism in Eukaryota, Metazoa, Chordata, Aves, Passeriformes, Estrildidae.
CCGGCAGAGUGGCGAGGCGGGCAGCGCUCCGCUCCCGGUGCCGCUCCGCUGCCGCCAUGCCGCCGCCCGGCCCCCGCCGCCUCUCCCUCCUCCUCCUCCUCCUCUCCUUCCUCCCCGCGCUGCUGCUCCGCCGGGCGCUGGCCGCCGCAGGGCUGGAGUACAGCGAUGUGCUGCCCGACUCCUUCCCGUCGGCGCCAGCCGAGACGCUGCCACGCUUCCUGCUGGAGCCGCAGGACGCCUACAUCGUCAAGAACAAGCCCGUGGAGCUCGUGUGCCGCGCCAACCCCGCCACGCAGAUCUACUUCAAGUGCAACGGCGAGUGGGUCAACCAGAACGACCACGUCACCAAGGAGAGCCUGGACGAGGUCACCGGGCUGCUGGUGCGGGAGGUGCAGAUCGAGGUGUCGCGGCAGCAGGUGGAGGAGCUGUUUGGCCUGGAGGAUUACUGGUGCCAGUGCGUGGCAUGGAGCUCGGCGGGCACCACCAAGAGCCGCCGUGCCUACGUCCGCAUCGCCUACCUACGGAAGAACUUUGAUCAGGAGCCGCUGGGCAAGGAGGUCCCGCUGGAGCAGGAGGUUCUGCUGCAGUGCCGCCCACCCGAGGGGGUCCCACAGGCUGAGGUGGAGUGGCUGAGGAACGAGGACGUCAUCGAUCCCAGCCAGGACACCAACUUCCUGAUCACCAUUGAUCACAACCUCAUCAUCAAGCAGGCCCGGCUGCUGGACACUGCUAAUUACACCUGCAUGGCCAAGAACAUCGUGGCCAAGCGCCGGAGCACCACGGCCGCUGUCAUCGUCUACGUGAAUGGUGGCUGGUCCACCUGGUCCGAGUGGUCUCCGUGCAACAACCGCUGUGGCCGGGGCUGGCAGAAGCGCACCCGGACCUGCACCAACCCCGCGCCCCUCAACGGCGGCUCCUUCUGCGACGGGCAGCCCUUCCAGAAAAUCACCUGCACCACCCUCUGCCCAGUGGACGGCGCGUGGACGGAGUGGAGCAAGUGGUCAGCGUGCAGCACCGAGUGCACCCACUGGCGCAGCCGCGAGUGCGCAGCCCCCGCGCCCCGCAACGGCGGCAAGGACUGCAGCGGCGUGCUGCUGGACUCCAAAAACUGCACCGACGGCCUCUGCCUGCACAAUAAAAGAAUUCUAAACGAGCCCAAAAGCCACCUGCUGGAGGCCACGGGCGAUGUGGCCCUGUAUGCUGGGCUGGUGGUAGCCAUUUUCGUCUUCAUCGUGAUCCUCAUGGCUGUGGGGGUGGUGGUGUACCGGCGGAGACGCCGGGACUUCGACACGGACAUCACGGACUCCUCGGCCGCGCUCACCGGGGGGUUUCACCCUGUCAACUUCAAGACGUCCCGGCAUGACAACCCUCAGCUGCUGCACCCGUCCGUGCAGCCGGACCUGACGGCCAGCGCGGGCAUGUACCGCGGCCCCAUGUACGCCCUGCAGGACUCCUCCGACAAGAUCCCCAUGACCAACUCCCCGCUGCUGGACCCCCUGCCCAGCCUCAAGAUCAAGGUCUACAACUCCUCCACCACCUCCUCCUCGCCGGGGCUGCACGACGGCACCGACCUGCUGGGGGGGGUCCCUGCCACCGGCACCUACCCGGGGGACACGGCCAGGGACGGGCACUUGGCCAGCGUGCGGAGCAAAGGGCCGGGCUCCCAGCACCUCCUCAGCCUGCCCCGGGAGCAUGGCCACAGCGCCAGCGGCACAUUCGGCCACCUGGGGGGGAGGCUCACCGUGCCAGGCACAGGGGUGAGCCUGCUGGUGCCCCACGGGGCCAUCCCCCAGGGGAAGUUCUACGAGAUGUACCUGGUGCUCAACAAGGCUGAAACCGCCCUGCUGCCCUCUGAGGGCACACAGACUGUGCUGAGCCCUGCAGUGACCUGCGGGCCCACGGGCCUGCUCCUGUGCCGCCCUGUCGUCCUGACCAUUCCCCACUGCGCCGACGUCAGCUCCUCGGAUUGGAUCUACCAGCUGAAAACACAGUCCCACCAGGGCAACUGGGAGGAAGUUGUGACCCUGGAUGAGGAGACCCUCAACACUCCCUGCUACUGCCAGCUGGAAGCCAAGUCCUGCCACAUCCUGCUGGACCAGCUUGGCACCUAUGUCUUUGUGGGGGAGUCCUACUCCAGGUCAGCCAUCAAGAGGCUCCAGCUGGCCAUCUUUGCCCCCAGCGUCUGCACCUCCCUGGAGUACAGCCUCAAGGUCUACUGCUUGGAGGACACGCCAGAUGCUCUGAAGGAGGUGCUGGAGCUGGAGAGGACACUGGGGGGGUACCUGCUGGAGGAGCCCAAGCCCCUGCCCUUCAAGGACAGCUACCACAACCUGCGCCUCUCCAUCCACGACAUCCCCCACGCGCUGUGGAGGAGCAAACUGCUGGCCAAGUACCAGGAAAUCCCCUUCUACCACAUCUGGAGCGGCAGCCAGCGGGCGCUGCACUGCACCUUCACGCUGGAGAGGUACAGCCAGGCCUCCAGCGAGCUCACCUGCAAGAUCUGCGUCCGGCAGGUGGAAGGGGAAGGGCAGAUCUUCCAGCUCCACGUCACGCUGGGAGAGCACGGCAGCUCCUCCGACACCCUCCGCUCCCACCACAGCGGUGCCACCGCCUCCACCACCACCCAGGUGGGACCCUACGCCUUCAAAAUCCCCCUCUCCAUCCGGCAGAAGAUCUGCAACAGCCUGGAUGCUCCCAACUCCAGGGGGAACGACUGGAGACUUCUCGCCCAGAAGCUUUCCAUGGACCGGUAUCUGAACUACUUUGCCACCAAAGCCAGCCCCACCGGGGUGCUCCUGGACUUGUGGGAAGCCGAGCACCAGGACGACGGCGAUCUCAACACCCUGGCCAGUGCCUUAGAGGAGAUGGGCAAGAGCGAGAUGCUGGUGGUCAUGGCCACGGAGGGAGACUGCUGAUGGUGCUCCCCACGGCUGGGGGGCCAGGAGGACGAAACAGGGGGUGAGGAAAGGUCCUCCCCCCAUGGCAGGGGAGGCACAUCCGUCCUGAGCGGGGAGGGGCCGCGGCCGGCACCUCUCCCGAUCACUGUCAGCCUUAGAGACCCAUCCUCAGCGUUUACAAGCAAUUCAAGUGUUACACAGCAUUCCUCCUCCUCCUCCUCAUGGCACGGGGAGGAAUUAGGGCUUCUCGAGUCGGGAUGGGGGCUUUCCUUUUCCUUCUUCUUUUUGGGUUCCCUUCCUCUUCCUUUAAUAGCAUUUCUGCGUUGAAGAGAUGAAUACAAUCCAGGCUUAACUUCUGUCAAAGGCUUCAGGCAGCUUAACAAGGCAAGUAGGAAAGAAAAAAAGGAAAAAAAAAAAAGUUUCUU